GUGCUGCUGGCCCUGCCUGAUCGCCAGAGAGGGGAGUCGAGAGCUCUGCUGAGAACUACAUGGUGCUCAAUUUUUCAAGAUGUCGUCGCUGGAACAGAGGCUGUCGCGAAUCGAGGAGAAACUAAAGCAGGAAAAUGAAGAAUCUCGCCGGAGAAUCGACCUCAACAUCGACAUGAGUCCACAGCGAUCUCGUCCGAGGCCGAUCAUCGUGAUCCAGCUCAGUCCUGCUCCAGCCCCCUCCCAACGUGCAGCGCUCCAGCUGCCACUGGCCAACGAUGGAGGCAGCCGUUCAUCAUCUUCAGAGAGUUCGCCUCAGCACCACCCCUACCCCAGCCGCCCGCGACAUAUGCUGACCCUGCCCACACCUCCGUAUGGCCUACAGAAGAGCCUAGAGAAUGCUGAGAUUGACCAGAAAUUGCAGGAGAUCAUGAAACAGACGGGUUAUCUGAAGAUCGACGGUCAGCGGUAUCCAGCCGAGGUGACGGACCUGAUCAGUGAGGGGGAGAUUGGCAGCGGGACCUGUGGACAGGUCUUCAAAGUACGAUUCAAGAAGACCGACCAUGUCAUCGCUGUCAAACAAAUGCGUCGUACAGGAAACAAGGAUGAGAACAAGAGGAUCCUGAUGGACCUGGAUGUGGUGCUGAAGAGUCAUGACUGCCCUUACAUCAUCCAGUGCUAUGGCGCCAUAGUAACCAACACGGAUGUAUUCAUUGCCAUGGAGCUGAUGGGAACGUGUGCUGAGAAGCUGAAGAAGAGAAUCCAGGGCCCCAUUCCAGAGCGAAUCCUCGGAAAGAUGACUGUGGCGAUAGUGAAGGCGUUGCUGUACCUGAAAGAGAAACAUGGCGUCAUCCACCGGGACGUCAAACCCUCCAACAUCCUCCUGGACGAUAAAGGUCAGAUCAAACUGUGUGACUUCGGCAUCAGCGGACGCCUCGUCGACUCCAAGGCCAAGACCCGCAGUGCCGGCUGUGCUGCCUACAUGGCGCCUGAGAGAAUAGACCCUCCAGAUCCCACCAAACCUGACUAUGACAUCCGAGCAGAUGUGUGGAGCCUUGGCAUCUCUCUGGUGGAGCUGGCCACAGGACAGUUUCCGUACAAGAACUGCAAGACAGACUUUGAAGUUCUGACCAAAGUGCUGCAGGAAGAUCCUCCUCUGCUUCCCCUCGGCAUGGGCUUCUCCCUUGACUUCCAGUCCUUCGUCAAAGACUGCCUCACAAAGGAUCACAGAAAAAGGCCAAAAUACCACCAGCUGCUGGAGCAUAGUUUCAUCCGGCGUUACGAGGUGCUUGAGGUGGACGUGGCCGGCUGGUUCCAGGCGGUGAUGGAUCGCACCGAGUCGCCUCGCAGCAGCCAGUGUUACAGCCAUCAGCACCAGCUCCACUCGCUCUUCAAUUGUUGUGCAGAGAGAAGAAUAUUGGGUGUUUUCCUUAUUUUCUUUUAAGUCACAGCAGUUCUUUUAUCAAUCAUAGAUAUGUGACACAGAGCAAGAAGAUUAUUCAACAGUGUAUUUUUUUCACUGAUAUUUAUUUAUUGGUCAUUUGUAUGUUUUUUUUGAAAGGGGGGGUGUUUUUUUGUUGUUUUUAUUGUGUAUUGCUUUUUUUGUGGGGGCAAACAGGACUCAAGUUAGAGGAGUAGUCUCUCAUUGGCAUUUUACUAUUAUAUACAAAAAGCAGAAUAUCGUAUUCAACCAUCACACUAACGUGCAGUCUAUAAAGUAACAGGUUAAAAAUCUGACAUCCAUUGUUUUCUUUACUGUUUACCCUGUCAGAAGGCUCCAACAAACUAUCUGCUCAUGGUUUAAAGCUGAGUAGCCACCGCAUGGUGUAUUUGAACUCUAGUGCUAUGCUAUGAACACAGUUAAAGCUUGUAUUUUUUGAAACUUGGAUGGUUUUAGGUAUUUCAGUUGAUGAUAGCUACUAUGAUCGUGGACUGAUUGGCUUGUUAUUAACCUGCACUCCCUGUUCGCGAGGUGGGACACGCCUGCUUUGAGAUAUCAUUGAGGUUUGUUGCUUGGUUUUUCUAAAUGCAGUUCCAAGUCUAGUUUGCAUGACUUUGCUAGUUUGCAGGGUGGGGGGAGGAUUGACUUCAGUCACCGCUGUUGCAGUUCAAAUGCUUCUUGUAUGUACGACACCAUGGAUUUAUUGUCUUGACAGUUGUAUCAAUCGACACAGCUUUACUGCCUGUUUCUAUUUCUUUCUCUUUUUUAUUUUUUGGUUUGUUUAAUUUUGUAUUGUUUUUUUUUGGUUGUAUUUUCCCCCUCCCCCCCUGAGUCUCAUUUCAAACAGAAUAAAUGCCAUUAUAUUGUGAAUACCUCAGGAUUUUUUUGGAGAAAAAAAAUAAUAAAACACUUAAAAAUCAAAUAAAUAAAUAAAACUCAUAAAAAGGUG
Micropterus salmoides (largemouth bass) is the source of this 2387-nucleotide messenger RNA. It is a transcript of the gene map2k7, whose product is annotated as mitogen-activated protein kinase kinase 7. The record is from RefSeq and is a predicted model, not a curated record. The transcript has 13 exons. Bases 80 to 1441 code for a protein of 453 amino acids. Gene Ontology annotation, molecular function: protein kinase activity; ATP binding. Lineage: Eukaryota; Metazoa; Chordata; Actinopteri; Centrarchiformes; Centrarchidae. Gene Ontology annotation, biological process: protein phosphorylation.